GGCAUGGAUAGAUUGGGCUUGUUACGCAUGCGCCGUUGUGCGCGGGGAUAUUGUGUGGGGUGUGGUCCGGUAGUACGCCGAUUUGUGUGGGUGUGGCGCGUUCGCAGUUGUGUGAGUGUCCUUGCUGGGAAUAGACUAGCUCUCGGAAAGAUAAGGGAAAGAAAGAAGACAAGGGCGACUUAGUGCAGUGGUUUUUCAGGAGUCCUGCGUUCUAAAUGCGCGAGCGCCCAACCAUGUCGUCAAAACAAAGAAAAAUCCACCUGCCAGUGUGUGUUCCUAGAAUGGACUGGUGGCUACUCUCUACCUCCUCUGCUCCAUGGCUCUCCUCUCCUCCGCCGUGGCCUGGAUCUCCCUCCAGUUCACACCAACCAUCACGGCUCCUCUAGCCUUCAGUGUGGGUGUUCUGUCCCUCCUAGCAGGCAUCGUCGGAAUCCUAAUGGAAGGGGUCACCCGCAUUACCCGCUGCCUCGGAUUCACGUUUCUCAUACUGACAGCGACUCUGAUCCUAGUGGGUAUUGGUGUGCUAUUACCUUUCGUUCUGCUGUAUAAUGGAGGGAGUGAGAGUCUGAUUGGUGAGUAUUGCGACGAUUGUGAGCAGUUCGGGAAGAGGACGCAGACGUGUGUGGACAGUUGUGACGACGAGUGUUGUUUCACCGACAUGAGUGAGACCCUGGCAAUUGUACUGAUUGCCGGAGCGGGGGUUUCGUUGCUAACAAGCAUUGUUGGACUAGGGACAGCCAUAGCACACCUAUUCUUCUCCUUCAGAUUGCCUUCACAGACGCACCAAAAACUCUGAUUUACAUUUCCUCUCAUUUAUACACUCGUCAUCUUCUCUUCCCUAAACGUAAUCUCUACACAUUUUGUGGUUGUCAUCUCUUUUUAGACAAAAGCGCACAUUACACAAGUCCUUUUUUAUACUCAUAAUUAUGUUGACGUGCACAUAUGAACAACAUGCAUAGUAAUAUAUACAUGUCACAUGUCAUUUUUGCUCGUUAUAUUGAACAACAGCGAACUGUAUUUUUAGAGCAGCCUCUAGGCUAUAAAUAGAGCUGUUAAAAAAUGUUCAUGCAAAAUCUGCCACACCCAAAGUUCCAUGUUUUCUAUUAAAAUAUUGUUUACUGGAGGAA
Messenger RNA from Geodia barretti, 1127 nucleotides. The record is from the annotation of a GenBank genome assembly. NCBI's taxonomy places the organism in Eukaryota, Metazoa, Porifera, Demospongiae, Tetractinellida, Geodiidae.